AUGGAGAAACGUGAACCCUCUUUCGUACCUGAAUGGUUGAGAAGUUCAGGGAAUGGUUCUGGUGUUGGUAAUAAAAAUCAAAAUUCAGAUUCUUCUUUGACGCAUGAUAGCAAGAGUAGAAACCCUAGAACCAAAACCGAUGUUGAUUCAGUUCGGUCUCCUAUUCUCGAUCGUUCUUAUUCCACCGAUGCACCUAGAAGGUUUGGUAAUAGGUCUACCAAAAAUGCAUAUAGGAAUUUCAAUAGUCAAAAGAGAGGUAAAGAUCGUAGAAUGGAAAAAGAUAGGCCGAGCAGCAUAGACCUAUGGGACCGUGAUUCUCGUUUCCCUUCCGGUACCAUCUUAAAUGGAAGGAAUCAACAGCCGUUCAGACGAUCAAAUUCAAUGACGACAAGGAAACAUGACGACCACUUGGGUCAAGGGUUUUCCAAGGAUUUUCCUCAGCUUAAAACCGAAGAGAAGAAGGAAGGAGGCAUGACUGAUCUAAGUCUUGCUGUUAAGAGCUUGUCUGUUGGUGACUCCCGCAUGAAUGCUGGGGAAGGUUGGACAUCUGCUCCAGCCGAGAUUCCCAAUGUUACUGAGAAGAGUGGUUCUUACUCCGUUGUUACUUCGAAUACUAUAAUGGGACAGACUCAUAACAUGGCUGAAGCAUUGUCCCAGCCUCCUAGAACUGGUACACUUCCUCAGGGAUAUUCAAUGAUAAAAAGACUUGAGGACCGAGCUCUUAAGCUAAUACCGAUUGUGCCUUCUGCACCAAAGGGCUCAGUUUCAAAGACCAAACCAAUAGUUCGAAGUGGUGCAAUUGGUCUUGCUUCUUUUAGAAAUACCCCCAAGCAUACCUCGAUGCUGCUAGGUAAUCUUCAUUCUAAUUAUGGUAGUCAGAUCAAGCGUGAUAGUACUAACAAGCUGGUAGUUCUCAAACCUACGGUCAAAGAAUCUGGAGGUCCAAGUCUUAUAACCAACAGCCUGGCUGCUGGUUUCCAGAUGAUCGCUGCUCCAUCUGCGCCCUUCAUUACUUCUGUGGCUCAAACUCAGAGCAGGAAUGCGUUUUAUAGUGCUUUGAAGAAGAAGACAUCUACAAACAUCUCAAUCUCAACUAGCUCUUGCAUCCUCUCUUCUGUCGAGGAAAAAGCAGAUAUCUCUAAGGAGCUUGUAGCUGGUAACCCUUCAAGUGGGCAGGCUGCAGAAAGAAAUGAUGGUUUUGAACCGGCAGACCUUCCAGAUGAAGAAGAGGCUGAGUUCCUUAAAUCCCUUGGGUGGGACGAAAAAAAUACUGAGGUAGAAGCCCUUACAGACGAGGAAAUCCGAGCCUUCUAUGAACAGCACAAGGAGGUGAAGCCAUUACUGAUGAAAAAGCUGCCUAUCAUUACUGAGGCAACUGAGGCGUAACUCCUAAUCCGUGAUCUGAUUUUGAAGACAGUUUCUUAUUUCUCUUUCCUUAUUUUUGGUGGUGGAGGAGGCUUUAGUUGCACUAUGAGUGUUGUUCUACUUCUUCAGAAAAGCAACAAAAUUGAGUAUUUGUAUAUCUUUUGGUCUGAAGAUAGAGAGUGGUUUUGUUUGAAAGCUUCCCUAGGUUUCUAAUGUUUG
Messenger RNA from Raphanus sativus (radish), 1584 nucleotides. RefSeq lists its product as uncharacterized. The record is from RefSeq and is a predicted model, not a curated record. The coding region runs from base 1 to 1386 and encodes 461 amino acids. NCBI's taxonomy places the organism in Eukaryota, Viridiplantae, Streptophyta, Magnoliopsida, Brassicales, Brassicaceae. The transcript is spliced from 5 exons.